Molecule: messenger RNA, 3502 nt
Organism: Carya illinoinensis
Lineage: Eukaryota; Viridiplantae; Streptophyta; Magnoliopsida; Fagales; Juglandaceae
Product: protein argonaute 7
Exons: 3
Coding region: 278-3313 (1011 amino acids)
Biological process (GO): regulatory ncRNA-mediated post-transcriptional gene silencing
Cellular component (GO): cytoplasm
Molecular function (GO): protein binding; RNA binding
Source: RefSeq, a predicted model, not a curated record
CUCCAAAUAGACAGUACGCCUUCAUUAAUGUUCUUUAUAAAGCAAUAUAUCCAGGCGUUCCCUCAUUCAUACAGAACUAGUGCUGGACACAGAGACCUUAGCAACUAAAACCCAAAGUUUCUCGCUGUAAGUACAGUUUGCUGAGACACCUUUCUCAUUUCCCAGUUCCUAGUUUCCACUGAUAUCAAAAUCAGAACCUCUCUCUCUCUCUCAAUCUCAUGUCCAUUACCCCCCUUUGCUUUUUCUCUAUCACUCUUGUUUUCCUUUCAAGUAAGUGAUGGAACAGACAGAAGAGUCCAAUGCUAACAAGAAAUGCACCAAAACGAGAAGUUUCAGGGACACAGCCAAUCCUCACAAGCAUCAGUAUCACUAUCAGCAUCAGCUACUACAGUACUCAAAUCAGUAUGGGUUCUGCAACCAGAACCAGCAUCAGAGAUACUACCCAGCUCUGCUUCCUCUACCCACUCAAAUGCCAUUUCAGCUAACUUUACCUCCUCUCCCUCAAAACCAUGGCUUCAGGACAAAAACCCAUCUCCACAAACCUUCAUGCAAGCUGAAUAACCCUCCUCUUGCCGCCUCCUCAGAUACCCAGGUCCAAAAUGUCGCAAUUUCACCGGCUCCGGAGGGACUCCAAAGGCCAAAAAGCUUACCCCGUAAAGGAGAUAGUGGAAGAGGUGUCAUAGGUGCAAGGCAACCUCAAUCACUAGUGGCUGCAAGGAGACCAGAUUCUGGCGGCAUAGAAGGGCCAGUUAUCUCUCUCCUCGCCAACCAUUUUCUUGUCCGAUUUGAUUCAUCACAAAGAAUUUUUCAUUACAAUGUUGAAAUCUCACCUAAUCCCUCGAAAGAGGUUGCCCGAAUGAUCAAACAAAAACUGGUCAUGGAGAAUCCAGUUAUGCUUUCUGGUGCUUUUCCGGCCUAUGAUGGUCGAAAGAACCUUUACAGCUCUGUUGAGUUCCAAAAUGAUAGGCUUGAAUUCUAUGUAAGUCUCCCAAUCCCCACUAACAAGACUACUUUGCCAAAUAGAGAAUUCAAUGACUUGCUAGAUAAGCAUCAAAAGCUUAAACUAUUUCGGAUAAACAUCAAACUUGUAUCAAAAUUUGAUGGAAAGGAGCUAAGUAGUUACCUAAGCAAGGAGGGAGACGAUUGGGUCCCUCUUCCUCAAGAUUAUCUCCAUGCUUUGGAUGUUAUUUUAAGGGAAAGCCCGACUGAGAAGUGUAUUUCUGUUGGGAGAUCACUGUAUUCGAAUUAUAUGGGAGGAACUAAAGACAUUGGGGGUGGAGCUGUUGGAUUGAGAGGGUUCUUUCAGAGUCUUCGCCCAACCCAACAAGGGCUUGCACUCAAUGUAGAUUUCUCUGUGACUGCUUUCCAUGAGAGCAUUGGAGUAAUCCCCUACUUGCAGAAGCGUCUAGAAUUUCUUCGGGACCUUUCUCAAAGGAAGACUAGGGGUUUAACUGGUGAAGAGAAGAAGGAAGUGGAGAAGGCAUUGAAGAACAUUAGGGUCUUUGUUUGCCACAGAGAAAGUGUUCAGAGAUACCGGGUCUAUGGCUUAACAGAUGAAGCUACUGAAAAUCUUUGGUUUGCAGACAGGGAUGGGAAGAACCUAAGGCUGGUGACUUACUUCAAGGAGCAUUAUAAUUAUGAUAUACAGUUCAGAAACUUGCCGUGCUUGCAAAUUAGUCGGAGUAAACCAUGUUAUCUUCCUAUGGAGCUUUGUAUGAUCUGUGAAGGUCAGAAGUUUCUCGGGAAGCUUUCUGAUGAUCAAACUGCAAGAAUACUUAAGAUGGGUUGCCAACGACCAAGAGAGCGAAAAGCCAUUAUAGACGGAGUCAUGAGAGGACCUGUUGGGCCAAAAAGUGGGAUCCAAGGAAGAGAAUUCAAACUCCACGUAUCAGGAGAAAUGACACGAUUAAAUGGAAGAAUUCUACAACCUCCCAAGUUAAAGCUUGGUGAUGGUGGCCAUGUGAGAGAUCUUACUCCCUCCCGCCAUGACCGACAGUGGAACCUUUUAGAUAGCCACGUUUUUGAAGGAGCUCAAAUUGAAAGGUGGGCACUGAUAAGUUUCGGUGGCACCUCCGAUCAGAAGUCCUACAUUCCAAAAUUCAUAAACCAAUUAUCACAGAGGUGUGAACAACUAGGCAUCUUUCUCAACAAAAACACGAUAGUUCGCCCUCAAUUUGAAUCAACCCAAGUUCUUAACAAUGUCUCUCUUUUGGAGUCUAAACUCAAGAAAACGCACCGAGCGGCAUUAAACAAUCUACAGCUGCUUAUUUGUGUAAUGGAGAAAAGACACAAAGGUUAUGCAGAUUUGAAGCGAAUUGCAGAGACAAGCAUAGGGGUUGUCAGCCAGUGCUGCUUAUAUCCGAAUCUCAGCAAGUUGAGUUCUCAAUUUCUGGCAAAUUUGGCACUCAAGAUCAAUGCCAAAGUUGGCGGAUGCACGGUUGCCUUAUACAAUUCAUUACACUCUCAAAUCCCACGUCUACUCCAGUCUGAUGAGCCAGUGAUUUUUAUGGGUGCUGAUGUGACACACCCUCACCCGCUUGAUGAUUUCAGCCCAUCCGUUGCGGCCGUGGUUGGCAGCAUGAAUUGGCCGGCAGCAAACAAGUAUGUUUCAAGAAUGAGGUCCCAAACACAUCGACAAGAAAUCAUCCAAGAUCUUGGUGCAAUGGUUGGGGAAUUGCUUGAGGAUUUUUACCAGGAAGUAAACAAACUCCCCAAGAGAAUAAUUUUCUUCAGAGAUGGGGUUAGUGAAACCCAAUUUUAUAAAGUGCUCCAAGAGGAGCUGCAAGCAAUUAGAGGGGCAUGUUCUAGAUUCCCUGAUUAUAAACCUCUCAUCACUUUUGCUGUAGUCCAGAAGAGGCAUCACACAAGGUUGUUUCCCUUCGAAAAUGAUCCAUCUUCCACACAAACACCGUUUUCCGAUGAAAAUAUUCCUCCAGGGACAGUGGUUGACACUGUGAUUACUCAUCCGAGGGAAUUUGAUUUCUAUCUUUGUAGUCACUGGGGGGUGAAAGGAACAAGCAGGCCAACCCACUACCAUGUCUUGUGGGAUGAAAGCCAGUUCACUUCUGACGAACUACAGAAGCUCGUUUACAAUCUCUGCUACACAUUUGUGAGAUGCACCAAGCCAGUUUCUUUGGUGCCUCCGGCUUACUAUGCCCACCUCGCUGCAUACAGAGGCAGGCUUUACCUUGACCGCGCAGAGCCCUCAGCUUACAUGAGAAGCUCUCCAACACUCUCCCGAGCUGCCCCCCCUAAAGCAACCCCUCUACCGAAACUUAGUGAAAAUGUUAAGAAACUCAUGUUUUACUGCUGAUUUUUCUUGCUGCAAUUGCAUUCAGAAUUCUAACUACAUAUGACCUAUAUACACUUUGGAUUCCUCAGAGAUGUAGGCUAAGAAGACUCGAUUCAAGAAAUGUACGUGUCAUGUGCGGCCCUCUUGAUUAUGCAAACUGUAGGAAAACAUUCUGAUCAUCUUUAUCGAGAAAGUUACAGUUUGCAAGAA